Messenger RNA from Protopolystoma xenopodis, 405 nucleotides. Lineage: Eukaryota; Metazoa; Platyhelminthes; Monogenea; Polystomatidea; Polystomatidae. The record is from the annotation of a GenBank genome assembly.
AUGGUGUUUUUGCUCUUCGAAGUUGGAGAUUUGUCUGUGGCAUCCCCGGCCACUGUUUCACGCUGCGGCAUGGUCUACAAUGAUGUUAAUGUCCUUGGCUGGUGGCCUUUUGUCGAAUCCUGGUUAUCCAGCAAAAAGGACCGCGUUCUGGCGGAAGAAGCUAGACGUCUAUUUAAUAAGUACACCGAAAAGAUCCUUACCUUUAUCAAGUCCUUUUGCACUACUUGCUUGCCAAUGAGUGAGAUUAAUUUAGUAAUUUCCCUUACUAAGCUGUUUGAUGGCAUGGCGACUCUAGAGAAUGGAGUGAGUCUCUCUUUAUUGUCAGUUUUAUUUUUCAUUUAUUCUACUCUUAUUUUUACUCGCCUUCAUUCACAUGCAUUUUUCAGGCCAGGCUUAACCGACUAA